Messenger RNA from Mizuhopecten yessoensis (Yesso scallop), 1488 nucleotides. Its product is annotated as adenosine deaminase-like protein. Bases 234 to 1274 code for a protein of 346 amino acids. NCBI's taxonomy places the organism in Eukaryota, Metazoa, Mollusca, Bivalvia, Pectinida, Pectinidae. The record is from RefSeq and is a predicted model, not a curated record. The transcript is spliced from 9 exons. Gene Ontology annotation, molecular function: adenosine deaminase activity. Gene Ontology annotation, biological process: adenosine catabolic process; inosine biosynthetic process.
UUGACCUAAUUAUAAUCAGAAAAAUGAUGUCUGCACGUGUACAAUGUUAGUUGACGUUACUGUCGCACACGUAAAGUGUUCAUGCUGUCAUACCCGUGACAGUCUCCUGCCGAACACAUAGGACUUGAUCGGAGAAAUGAAAAGGGCUUAAUCAGGAAAUGAACGAAGGACCGACUCAAUAAUUACUAUUCUCUAGCUCUCUCUCUGCCCUCGAACUCGACAGCAGAUACAGAAUGGAGAGCCAAGAGUUUUAUCACCGCCUCCCAAAAGUGGAACUUCAUGCUCAUAUCAAUGGCUCCAUCAGUGAGGACACAAUAAAAAAACUAUUGAAGAAAAAGGGACGAGAGGAGGAGGGUGCAAAUGUGCGAUUUAACAAGGAACAGACAGAACCACUGGAGGAUUCUUUCAAAAGAUUGAAGUUGAUGCAGACAUUAUCAAACUGUGCAGAAGACAUUUAUAUUAUAACUUGUGAUGUGAUUCAAGAAUUUGCCUCCGAUAAUGUAAAAUAUCUUGAGCUGAGGAGCACUCCAAGGGAGAUAACUGCUACAGGCCUGACUCGAGAGUUAUAUGUGGAGGCUGUGUUGAAGGCCAUAAAAGACUCGGCUCACCUGGACAUAAUUGUCCGUUUCCUCCUCUCAAUCGACCGACGACUUGGUGUGGAUGUUGCACGAACAACUAUGGAACUGGCAGAGCGGUACCAGGACAUCAGCAAUGGAGUGGUUAUGGGGCUCGACUUCAGUGGAGAUCCAAAGGUGGGCGAUGCCAGGGACUAUCUGCCUUUGUUUAUAGAGGCCCACAAUAGGGGGCUGAAGCUUACCUUACAUUUGGCAGAGGUGCCUGCCCCUGAAGAAACGAAAGAUAUACUGAAGGAGUUAGGGACAAGGACAGGUCGGAUUGGGCAUGGGACAUGUCUACAGACAGAGUGUGGAGGCAAUCAGACCCUUGUCGACCUAGUGCUGCAGCACAGGAUACCCCUAGAGCUCUGUUUAACAUCCAAUGUCAAAGGUCAGACAGUGCCAAACUACGAUCAGCAUCAGUUCCAGUUCUGGUACAACAAAAAUCAUCCCUGUAUCAUAGGCACGGACGACAAAGGUAUGUUCGAUACCACUUUGUCAGAGGAGUACGCCAUAGCUGCCCAGACGUUCGAACUGGACAGAGAGUCUGUAUGGAAGCUGUCCCUCGCUAGUAUAGACGCCAUUUUCGCUGAUGACGACGUCAAACAGACGCUUAGAAACAAGUGGCAUGAACUUAAACCAAGUCUAAAUAUCACCUAACGUAACAUUGAAGAUGAUCAUUGUGUCUGCUGGGUUGUCCGGUGAUGAUAAUCGUCGCCUUUAACGAUCAAAUCAAACGAUGCUGAAGCCACUGACGACCAAAGAAAUCCAUACUGCCAUUGUUUUUAUUGUACAGUUUGUAUAUUUGUCAAUGCUCACUGUGACUUACAAUGUAGAUAGAAAGUAAUCUAUAUGAGUACAGGUGAGGAAUAUU